Messenger RNA from Salvia splendens (bonfire salvia), 1265 nucleotides. RefSeq lists its product as uncharacterized. NCBI's taxonomy places the organism in Eukaryota, Viridiplantae, Streptophyta, Magnoliopsida, Lamiales, Lamiaceae. The record is from RefSeq and is a predicted model, not a curated record. The transcript is spliced from 9 exons. The coding region runs from base 324 to 1250 and encodes 308 amino acids.
GAGGAUCCAAAUUGCAAUAAUUGCAAUAUUUUUAUUAAAUUAUUAGCAAUUUAUUUAUUUUAUUUGAAUCCAAAUUAAUCACUCCUUUAACAAAAUUGAUUACAUAGAAAAUACAGGAGGAUCUAAAGCGGGUGGAGAAACUGAAGAAAGGGGCGGAAAUUUCGAGGUAUAAACAACUCAUCCUCUCCCAUUACUCACCGCUCUCUAUCCACCAAGCGCACAUUGUAAUCCUCGACAUCUUCUCAUUUCUCACACCGACAAAAUCAGCUCUGUCGAGCUCCGAUUUCCUGUUGGAUCUCUGCGGUUAUUGACAACUGAGCACCAUGGAGUCUGCCGCCGCUCUCCGCUCUUUCGAUUAUGCAGUUGGAACAAAUUCCCACAUUAAGUCUGUUCUUCAAAGACCUGGCAUUGCUGCAUACUGUGACCUAAGCAAAUUGCCUGCAUAUGGUGGAAAGAAUCUUUCAUCUAGAAAAAGACACGCGGCACUACUUGUUUCAUGUGCAAAGACAUCUGAAGCUACUAUUUCAGCCAAAGGUGAUCCUAAUGGAGCUGUUCUAUCAGAUAAAAAAUCAAAUGGCGCAGUAGAGAAAAAGACACCAAUAACUGCAACAUUUCCCACUGGUUUUGAGACCCUGCUGACCGAAGUUUGCGAUGAGACAAAGAUCGCUGAGCUGAAAGUCAAGUUAGGAGCCUUUGAGAUCCACAUGAAGCGGAAUAUUGAUGGCCCGCCAAUCCCUGCACCUGUUGUUCCUCAUGCAACAGAAUCUUCUGCACCAAGUAAACCUGCUGUUCCUCCUCCUCCAUCUAAAUCUUCUGCAGAAAAAGUGAGUUCAUUUACAAAUGUCUCUGCUGAGAAGGCUGCCAAAUUGGCAGCCCUGGAUGCUUCUGGAUCCAGUGGGUAUGUUAUAGUAUCAUCACCCACGGUUGGUUCAUUCAGAAGAGCCAGGACUCUCAAAGGAAAGAAGCAACCACCUGCCUGUAAAGAGGGUGACCUGAUCAAGGAGGGACAGGUGAUAGGCUUCUUGGAUCAGUUUGGCUCUGAACUCCCUGUCAAAUCGGAUGUGGCUGGUGAAGUCCUAAAGCUCCUUUUCAGUGAUGGAGGUGGCGCUAUUCACUCUAUUUGCUAUCUUGGUUAUUUGAUAUACUGCUUAGUGCUGAUAUACAACGCAUCUGCCGCCUUGUUCGAGGCGCCUGUCUUGUAUUCAAUGCGGAACUUGUACCCCAUCAACUUCCGUACGUAUAGUUGCUGAUCCGGUGUCUGAAUU